AAUUGAACAGAAAAUAAACACUUGCCUCUCUCUCUCUCUAGCUAGCGGCGGUUCAGAGUUGACAGGGUGCUCGCCGCAUUGUGUGGGUGUGUAGCCAAAAAUUAAAGAUGUCGGAGAAGGUACCUCAAGAAGACUCGCGGGCCUCUUUCGCGAAGCGAAUCGACCCGAAAAAGGAGCCGCUGACCCCGGAGCAGGUCGCAUUCAUCCGGAGAGUGGAACUCGAGCAGUGGAAGAAGAACUGUCAGAAACUGCGAGGCCGGAAUAUCUUCACGGGACUCGCUAUCGGGGGCUUGGUGUUGGGAAUCUACGGAUACACAUUCUAUUCCGUGUCCCAGGAGAAGUUUUUGGAUGAACUGGAAGAGGAAGCCAAGGAGGCGAGGAUGAGAGCGCCAAAGACAUCGGCCAACUAAACCGAGCACGCAUUUCCCUGCACUGCAAAGAGAGUCAGCCGGACUGAGUUAUUUUUAUUUUGGAGAUGCUUGCUUGCAGCCGCUGGGAAUUGAUAGUUUUGUGAAAUGCUCAACUCAUAGUUUUGACUGCCCUUCCCCUGUCAUCUUGUACAGUCAGUGCCCCAUCAUUACACUUUAUCUUUAAAAUCACAUAAUGCCUUGUCCGACUCCAGUCUCCAGUUAAGUGCAGCAUAACAGGCUUUUAUUCCAGCGGUUUGCAAAUGUAAUCAAACGUUAUGCUUUGAAUUAUUUGAUCAGGUUUUGAAUUGAAAGCAUUAUAUAUAUAAUUACAAAAUCAUGAUGUGUGUGUGGAAGUACGAAUUACUGGGAGUCAGAACCGAUAGUGUCCUCUAUGCCUGAUGGCGAUUAACAGAUUUGAUCACAUUAACAAUUCUAAUCCAUAUGGAUUCAGGGCUGUAUGUUCUCUGAUGGAAGGUACCUUUACAAUACAAUCUCUUUUAUUUUUUUACAUUUUAUGGUCAAGCUGAACAUGAUUAUGGGAGACAGCUUUAAUAUGAUUUAAAGUAUGGAAACACCAUUUCAGGGAAGACUCCCAUUGCAUAGCAAUUUGAUUAGACACACCUGUCUUUUUAAAUACAUACUGGAAAACUGUCACAUUAACAUAAACAAGGACCAACAAACAAUUUUUUCAGUAUUUUUACUGGAUUUUUAUUUUCCAUAUUUACAAACAUGAUUGUGUUUAAGAGAAUAUUGCAUUAUAUUCUUUAGUUUUUUUUUUUUUUUUAAUUUAAUUUUUUUUUUUUUAAAGAGUAGCACGAAAGGCAGUAGAAAAGCAACCAGAUUAAAACUAACCUGCUCAAUAAUACCUUCAUAAAAUAUAAUUCAUUUUAAUAAAAUAUUUUCUAUACCUAAAUGAUAGCUUGUUUUAGUGAAAACAAUAUGAUCUUGUAUUCAUUUUCCACUGUCUGCUAAAUUUUCAAAUGCGUUUUGUAAGGCAACUGUACGGAUUCACAGCUUCAGUCAAACAUUACAAUGUGCAAGAAAUGUUCAACUUAGUUUUUAGGCAUACUUGACAAUCAUUUAUAUUGUAAAAGGGACUUGUGUUUUAAGUUUAUAUUAUUACUCGUUAUAAAUAAGAAUUCAGCGCACUGCAGGGAACAGAAAAUAGAAGGCACUUUUUUACACAGAGAAUUGUGAGGGUCUGGAACCAACUCCCCAGUAAUGUUGUUGAAGCUGACACCCUGGGAUCCUUCAAGAAGCUGCUUGAUGAGAUUCUGGGAUCAAUAAGCUACUAACAACCAAACGAGCAAGAUGGGCCGAAUGGCCUCCUCUCGUUUGGAAACUUUCUUAUGUAUUUUACCCCAUAUUCUAGCAGCACAUAACUAUUGCAUGUGUUUGAUACUCAGAAUGAUUAUAUUUUCCAAGGUAUUUCAUCAUUACAAUACAGUUGGCUAACAUUAAUUUGGCCGUUUGUUUAAAAAAAUAAAAGCAGUAUUGUAUACAUUCUUUUCAGUCA
Messenger RNA from Acipenser ruthenus (sterlet), 1926 nucleotides. Its product is annotated as cytochrome c oxidase assembly factor 3 homolog, mitochondrial-like. Gene Ontology annotation, biological process: mitochondrial respiratory chain complex IV assembly. Lineage: Eukaryota; Metazoa; Chordata; Actinopteri; Acipenseriformes; Acipenseridae. Bases 108 to 410 code for a protein of 100 amino acids. Gene Ontology annotation, cellular component: mitochondrial inner membrane. The transcript has 2 exons. The record is from RefSeq and is a predicted model, not a curated record.